GUUCUUCACCCUCAUCACAUCCUGUGCCUAUGUCCCAGGCAUCUACAACUUCCCUGCCUGGCCACACAGCUCAGGACCAGGUUUCAGAACCAUGUCUCCAGCCCUACCUACUUUCUUCUGUCUUGGGCUGUGUGUACUGCAAGUGAUCCAAGCACAGAGGGGCUCAUUCCCUAAGCCUUCACUCCAGGCUCAGCCCAGUUCCCUGGUGGCCCUGGAGCAGACAGUUACUCUGCGGUGCCAGGGGCCUCGGGUCGUGGAUUUAUAUCGAAUAGAGAAACUGAAAUCCAAGGAGUAUAAUGAUCAAGACUUUCUCCUCAUCCCCCGCAUGAAUAUAAACAAAGCCGGACGCUACCGUUGCUCGUAUCAGAAUGGGAGUCACUGGUCUCCAAGUGACCACCUUGAGCUAAUUGCUACAGGCAUUUACAGUAAACCCUCACUCUCAGCUCAUCCCAGCUCAGUAGUCCCCCCGGGCAGGGACGUGACUCUGAAGUGCCAGACCCCCGAAAGUUUUGAUCAAUUUGUUCUAUACAAAGAGGGGGAUACUGGGCCUUACAAGGGAACCAAGACAUGGAAUGGGGCUGAUUUCCCCAUCACCAAAGUGACUGCUGCUCACAGUGGGACUUACCAGUGUUACAGCUUUUCCAGCUCAUCUCCAUAUCUGUGGUCAGCCCCCAGUGACCCUCUGGUGCUUGUGGUUACAGCCACUCCCAGCCAGGUACCCACAGAGGCGCCAUCUCCCACAACAGAACUCUUAGAAGCCUCCAGGAGACCUUCUAUCUUACCCACAACCAAGAUAUCUACAACUAGUUUUUCCCGUCAGCACUAUGUCAAGGGGAAUCUGGUCCGGAUAUGCCUUGGUGCCAUGAUUGUGAUGUUCCUGGUGGGGCUUCUGGCAGAGCAUUGGCACAGUCGGAAAAAAUGCCAGCCACACAGGAUCAGAGCUGUGCAAAGGCCACUCCCACCCCUCCCACUGGCCUAGACAUAACAUGAUUGGUAGGAUAGAUAGGGGUUGACUCGAGGUUCAUCAACAUUAGAGCCCCAGACAUGGAUACACUCAAGAAUGUGUGUGGAGAAUGAGAGCAGAGGCAACAAGGUAGGAUGGCGGUCCAUACGCCUUCUUGGUGUUUGAUCAAGCAGUUGAGCCAAUGUCUACUUUGCUCCAAGAACUCUACCCGUGAUGGAAAAAUCUAGGGGAAGUCUCUUUCCUGAUACCUUGUGCAUUGUGGAUAUCAUAAUAGGCCUGUGUAAUGGCAUUUCUUCAAGCUUCUCCAACGUGGAUUCUAGGUUGAUUUACCUGGCUUACAGAGCUGACCUGUUCCAUCCUUUACAUGUCCAGUGUUCUCUGGUAGUUUGUGCACCUCUGUGGUACUCCAUAGAUUUAGCCUUUACCCUAACCCCAUCUUAAGUCACAGUUGGAUAAAUCUUUUACUUUUUAGAAUGGAAAUCUGUUCUCCAGAAAGUAGGCUAGGGUGUUACUUUUCAUUAAUAUAUAAUAAUCUGUACGAUCAGCAUAGUCUUUUUCUUGUUUACAGCAGAUAUAUUUCAAGACUCCAAAUGGAUGCCUAUGAGUACCAAAUCCUGUACACAUGUUUUUCCUACAUAUAUUUUGGUAUUUUGACACCAUUAAAAUAAGUAUCUGACCAGAA
Messenger RNA from Peromyscus leucopus (white-footed mouse), 1646 nucleotides. RefSeq names its product platelet glycoprotein VI-like. NCBI's taxonomy places the organism in Eukaryota, Metazoa, Chordata, Mammalia, Rodentia, Cricetidae. The record is from RefSeq and is a predicted model, not a curated record.